Molecule: messenger RNA, 1272 nt
Organism: Yarrowia lipolytica CLIB122
Lineage: Eukaryota; Fungi; Ascomycota; Dipodascomycetes; Dipodascales
Biological process (GO): rRNA processing
Cellular component (GO): nucleolus; cytoplasm; preribosome, small subunit precursor
Molecular function (GO): snoRNA binding
Source: RefSeq, a predicted model, not a curated record
AUGGGAAAAGCUGAUACUAAAGACGCCAAGGUGCGACACAGCCCGCUUCAUGUCGACAUGAGCCAGGGCAGCGGACUUCUUCGAGAAUCCGCCAAGCAGAAGACUUCCCGAAACACCAAGAAGACCGAUGCUGCAGAGGAGGAUUUUAUUGAUUCGGCCACUUCGCGACGAAUUCUGCAGAUGGCACGGGAUCAGCAGCGAGAGCUGGAUGAGGAGGAGCGAGGCGAGGAGUUUCCCGAGGAUGACGAUGUGGAAUUCGAGGACGAAGACGAGGAGGAGGAUGAGGAGGAGUACGAGGAGUACGAGGAUGUGCAACAGGAGUUUAUGACCCCUGAGGAUGCUGCUCUGUACGCGAAGUACUUCAAUGAGGACGAGCCUGUUUCUCUGGCCGAUAAGAUCAUGGCCAAGAUUCGAGAGAAGGAAGAGGAGGAGCAGUUUGAGCGAACUGGAGAGGCCCCUGGAACCUCCCAGGGUUUGGAGGGAGAGGGAGUCAUGCUUCCACCCAAGGUCAUUGCAGUCUACGAGAAGGUCGGAGAGCUUCUGAGCCGAUACAAGUCUGGAAAGCUGCCCAAGGCAUUCAAGAUUGUGCCUACGCUGCGAAACUGGCAGGAUGUUCUGUACGUGACCGAUCCUGCUAGCUGGUCUCCCAACGCAAUCUACGAAGGAACAAAGAUGUUUGUGUCCAACCAGCAGGCUAAGGAGGCCCAGAAGUUCAUCCAGAUUGUGCUGCUGGAGCGAUUCAAGGAGGAGAUUGAAGAGAAGAAGACCCUAAACUACCACGUUUAUCGAUCCCUGAAGAAGGCUCUGUAUAAGCCUUCUGCCUUCUUCAAGGGUUUCCUGUUCCCUUUGGCUGAGCAAUGCACACUCAAGGAGGCCAUCAUUGUCAGCUCCAUUCUGUCCAAGGUCUCUAUCCCCACUUUGCAUUCUGCUGCUGCUCUCAUGAGACUGGCUGAGAUGCCUUAUUCCGGCCCCACUUCUCUGUUCAUCAAGGUGCUGCUCGACAAGAAGUACGCUCUGCCCUACCGAGUCGUUGACGCCGUGGUCUUCCAUUUCAUGCGUUUCGCUCACGUUGAAGAGGCUCUCCCCGUCAUCUGGCAUCAGUCCCUUCUGGUCUUUGCCCAGCGAUACAAGAGUGAUAUCACGGAGGAUCAGCGAGACGCUCUUCUGGAUGUCAUCAAGGUCAAAAACCAUCCCAAGAUUACACCUGAAAUUCGACGAGAAUUGAUUUCUGGCGAGUCUCGACCUAUUGUGGAUGAGCAGAUGGAGGUUUAA